Molecule: messenger RNA, 1947 nt
Organism: Grosmannia clavigera kw1407
Lineage: Eukaryota; Fungi; Ascomycota; Sordariomycetes; Ophiostomatales; Ophiostomataceae
Product: fumarate reductase
Exons: 4
Coding region: 1-1947 (648 amino acids)
Molecular function (GO): oxidoreductase activity; FMN binding
Source: RefSeq, a predicted model, not a curated record
AUGGCUCCCAGAGUUAUUGUCGUCGGCGGUGGCCUGUCUGGCCUCAGUGCCGCCCACACCGUCUACCUUGCCGGUGGCAAUGUUGUCGUGGUCGACAAGCAGAGCUUCUUUGGCGGCAACUCCACAAAGGCCACCUCUGGCAUCAACGGCGCCCUGACUCGUACUCAGGUCGAGUUGAACAUCAACGACAGCGUCAAGCAGUUCUACGAUGACACCCUGAAGUCGGCGCGCGACAAGGCCCGGCCCGAUCUCAUCCGAGUUCUGACCUACAACUCCGCCGCUGCUGUCGAGUGGCUUCAGGAUGUGUUCAACCUAGACUUGACCCUGGUCUCUCGGUUGGGCGGCCACUCUCAGCCUCGCACACACCGUGGCCACGACGCAAAAUUCCCCGGCAUGGCCAUCACAUAUGCGCUGAUGCAGCGUCUAGAGGAGCUGGCCGAGGCCGAGCCAGAGCGCGUGCAGAUCAUCAAGAAGGCUCGCGUCACCAGCCUCAACAAGGAGGGCAACUUGGUCACGGGUGUCACAUACGAGGCGAAUGGCGAGUCCGCCACGCUCGACGGCCCCGUUGUCCUGGCUACGGGCGGCUAUGCGGCCGAUUUCACCGAGACGUCGCUGAUCAAGAAGUAUCGCCCGGACACAUACGACCUGGCCACGACAAACGGCGCACACGCCACGGGUGACGGUCAGAAGAUGGUUAUGGCCAUUGGCGGCAACGGCAUCGACCUGGAAAAGGUUCAGGUACACCCGACCGGCCUGGUCGACCCCAAGGACCCAGGUGCCAAGACCAAGUUCCUGGCGGCUGAGGCGCUGCGUGGAGAGGGUGGCCUGCUGCUAAACGGCGAUGGCGACCGGUUCUGUGACGAGCUCGGCCACCGCGACUACGUGUCGGGCAUGAUGUGGAAGGAGAAGGACAAUGGCAAGUUUCCUAUCCGGCUCAUCCUCAACUCCAAGGCCUCGAAUGUGCUCGACUUCCACACCCGCCACUACUCCGGCCGCGGCCUCAUGCGCAAGAUGACCGGUAAGGAGCUGGCCAAGGACAUUGGCUGCACGCCCGAGCAUCUGCAGAAGACCUUUACCACCUACAACGCCAUCGCCGACGGGAAGCAGAAGGACCCCUGGGGCAAGAAGUUCUUCCACAAUGGCCCGCUCGAUGUCAACGACGACUUCCACGUCGCUCUGAUGGAGCCCGUGUUGCACUUCACGAUGGGCGGUGUCGAGAUUGACCAGCACUCCCAGGUUCUCAACCAGGAGCACAAGCCGUUCGAGGGCCUCUUCGCAUGCGGUGAGCUGGCCGGUGGUGUCCACGGCGCCAAUCGUCUGGGCGGCUCCUCGCUGCUCGGUUGUGUCGUCUACGGCCGCGUUGCCGGCGACUCUGCCAGCAACUUCCUUUUCCAAAACGUGCUGAAGAGCGCCGGCAGCGGUGUUGGUGGCACUGCUUCCCAGCGUCUCGGCCAGAUCUCCCUGCAUAUCGACCCGUCGCAGCCCGGCAAGAUCUCGGUGGAAUGGGGCUCUGCCAAGAAGGGCUCAAACGAUGAUGACGAGGGCUCUGGCUCCGGCGGUGCCGGUGGCUCUGGAAGUGUAGGCGGCCCUAGCAGCAGCAGCAGCAGCAGCAGCAGCAGCAGCAGCUCUGGUGCAGGCAGCAGUACGGCCGCGGCAGCCAAGGCAGGCCCCAAGGUCUUCUCGAUACCGGAGAAGGAGUUCAGCUUGGAGGAGAUUGCGAAGCACAACAAGAAGGAGGACCUGUGGGUGGUGGUUAAGGGUGUUGUGCUAGACCUGACCAACUGGCUGGACGAGCACCCGGGCGGCCCGCAGGCCAUUAUGAACUUUAUGGGUCGUGAUGCGUCCGAGGAGUUUGAGAUGCUGCACGACGACGAGGUCAUUCCAAAAUACGCACCAGACCAGGUGAUCGGCCGGGUACAGGGCGUGGAGCCGACCCUGGAGAUCUAA